Messenger RNA from Aspergillus welwitschiae, 3017 nucleotides. RefSeq lists its product as uncharacterized. The transcript has 2 exons. Gene Ontology annotation, molecular function: ubiquitin protein ligase activity. Bases 313 to 2799 code for a protein of 828 amino acids. Lineage: Eukaryota; Fungi; Ascomycota; Eurotiomycetes; Eurotiales; Aspergillaceae. The record is from RefSeq and is a predicted model, not a curated record.
GAAGACUGCCCAAUGGUACGUACUGCCUGAAACUAUCAGGAUCAAUUCCAGGGUCCUCAGGAGUCGGGACCCUUCUUAGUGGCGUUGCCUGAGUGUAUUGCCUGCAAGAGCUGUCUUAUCGGCCACCACUUCACUACUUGUUCCUGGUCGCGAUUUCCCUGCCUUCACUUCUGCCCAUCGGACUGUGCCUGAAGUGAGUCACUGCUGUGUCUGCCAUCUUACUAAUGCUGGUUGUACCUUUAGUCAUCCACCGUUCGAUGGCAAUAGGCGGCUUAUAGACUCCCAUCGCCACGUCCUUGCGUUAUUGUUACUAUGGGACAGUCUUCCUCUACGCAACGAAAUCGUCGUCACAGUACCCCUCCAGAGCACUUUCCCACUUUCCACGCGAUCCGUGUCCGCAGAAACAGGGAUGAAGCAAUGAAUAACAGCUACAACACGGAGCAGACUGGGGAACACCAACCCCGGUCGGGAACAGAGACAGACCAUGACAACACUCCAACAGCUUCAGGAGCCCCCGUUCAUCUCGAUCCUUCUGCCGAGAUAUGGCAUCCCAAUAUCUCAGGUGACGAACAACGACAUAUGAGAACAAUACAAGAGGAGAACGACGCGCAAUAUGAGCCGGGCCAGCGGGAAUAUCGCUCGGACAUCUUUGCCCGAAUGGCUGCAAGAAGACAGUCAACCAUGUCGCGAUUGGGUUCCAGGAUCCUUCCUAAUUCGGUGAUCCGUGGCUUGCUGAGCAGCGAAGAAGAAACACCAGCAGAAGGCCACGCCCAUCGCCAUGGUAUCGUGUCAAGGUCGAUUCCAAGAUCGGAAGCCACGCAUACCAGCGCUCGUUUCAGCCCGUUCAAUUCCCUCAGCUCGAGAAGCGUCUCUAGGCGACGCUCUUUACGUGGGCCGUACUUCAUCCCACGCAAUGAACCAACGCUCUCGUCAGAUCCCGCUCGUUCCGGCUCAUUCCUCGACCCUACCACGGAGAUCGCUCCAGAACCUACGCGAAGCUCAUGGCGCCGCAGUGCUCGGCUGCAUCGUGUCCGGAAUUCUCUGUCAGGACCCAUUGGCCACAUGUUCGGCCAAUCUUUCCCGAACGCAUCGGCUCAAGAAUCAGGACCAAUCCCACAACCACCCCUGGAUCCAGUCUCUAGUGAGGACACUGACGGCUUUCUUCCUUAUACAAGGUCAAUGGAUAGCCAGAUGGACUUCGAUGAGCCCCAUGAGCUUGAUUCGGUGGAACCUGCUGUAGGCAGUACUCGUCCUACCUCGCCCAUGUCAUCGCAGUCUGCACAAGGCCCACCUGGCUUACGGCAACUCCCGGGAUUGCUGCGAGCAAGACCGUCUCGAGCUAUGCGUCGAGAGGAACAGACUCCUUUGUCGCGUGUCCUUCAGCUGGCCGCUGCCGCCAUUGCCGCUCAACUUUCUGGCACAGCUGGUCCCGUAAUGCCCAACAUCCAGGCUCUGGGCAAUGAUGGCCUUGAUGGUUCGUUGGAUAAUUUCAUACAGAGCUUACAGCACGCCACGUCCACCCAGACGGCUCCCAACGAGGGAGAGAGUGCGGCAGGCGAUAACAGUCCUCCGACUCCGGUUAAUUUCCUCAGAGUCUUCCGCUUUGCCAAUUCUGACGGUACUCGACCCGGUGGUCCAUUGAAUCGUCCAACGGCAAACGCUGAGAACACCGACAGCAACGGCAACGGAAUGGAUGUGGACAACCCUACUGAUGGACCUGAGGGACGUACUGUUACUCUCGUGGUGGUUGGAGUACGAUCGGUCCCUUCUGGAAAUGGGCCUAGCGGCGAUCAGCCAGCUAAUCCAGGAACUGGACUGGAUGCCUUGCUUCGCUUGCCGUUCCUAACGCCGGGGAGUCUAGCACGCAAUCACGAGAACGGCGCUGGCUUUCCACCACGUCCAGAUGGGCGGCCCAGGCUUCCGCCUAUCCGGCUCCAGGGCGAGCAGCAUCCUAGCGGGCUUCCCACGGGUAGUGACGUUUCUUCACAAGGAGGACCAACCCCACUGCGGCGGCUGUCUGACGCGGGCACCCGAGUCCCAUUAGGCUCACUGUCUGCAGCCCCUUCGGUGCUUUCGGAAAGCCCUCCAGGCCCCCAUCCCCCUCCUUCGACGCCAGCCGAGCCGGGAUUAUCGGCCGUGUCAUCUAGCGCGUCCACUCCUAGUCGGAGACCUUCGACUGCUUCGGCCAUGUCACCAAGUACCCUACCCCCCAUUGACACCAAUCGACCGAUGCAGCCCACCGUUGAGCCUACUGAAGACGGUAUCCCCCCGAAUACGCGCCAGCGACGUCGCAGUGAUUCGGAAUAUGCGCGCCAUCGUGACCUAGGGUCUGGUGCCGUCAGGCGUAACGGCGUUGUGGAACCUGACAAUGCUGCACCCCCUACCGGAAGAAGCUGGCUGAUCUACGUUGUCGGAACCAAUCUUUCAGAGAAUCACCCUGCCUUUGCAACGCCAAGUCUGUUCACUGAUAAUCCAACGUACGAAGACAUGAUCUUGCUCUCAUCUCUGCUCGGGCCUGUCAAGCCACCUGUUGCGACCCAGGAAGAUCUCUCUACGGCCGGUGGACUGUUCCGCCUUGUAGAGUAUGCCGGCUCGCUAGUUGCAGAAGCUUUGGAAGGUGCUGGCGCCAUCCAACUUCCCGAAGGCGAGCGGUGCUUGAUUUGUCUCAGUGACUACGAGGCGGCAGAGGAGCUUCGGCAACUGACCAAGUGCAAGCAUCUUUUCCACCGGGAUUGCAUUGAUCAGGUUUGUGCAUAUCUCUCCCGCGGAUGUUUUGGCACUCAACUGACAUUAUGCUAGUGGUUGACCACGGGCCGUAAUUCAUGCCCACUUUGCCGAGGCCAGGGUGUGGCUGAGACGUCGAAUAACCAACCCACUCCAGAUGCACCUAGCGCAGCAGCAGCGUAACUAUGUGGACAUGCGCCACGCUAGUUAUUCUCUUUCGAUUCAUCAUCUUUCUACAUAAACUUGACUUAUUUGAAGCUUAGCAUGAAGCGUCUUAUCUCAUACCCUAACGA